Gossypium raimondii (Peruvian cotton) is the source of this 789-nucleotide messenger RNA. RefSeq lists its product as uncharacterized. The record is from RefSeq and is a predicted model, not a curated record. The transcript is spliced from 2 exons. Lineage: Eukaryota; Viridiplantae; Streptophyta; Magnoliopsida; Malvales; Malvaceae. Bases 75 to 698 code for a protein of 207 amino acids. Gene Ontology annotation, biological process: response to heat; protein folding; response to salt stress.
GAAGAGAGUAUAGUUUUAGUCCCUGGUAAUGUUUGGUUUCAGUAUUAAUACUUCAUUUGGAAUUUUGGUUCGUUAUGGGUGAUAUUCGUGGGACAAGAACAGUUGAAGAGUUGGUACCCCAUUUGAAUUGGAUUGAAGACUCAAUGAGACAUUACUUAUUAGUUCAUCUUCCCGGUUUCAGAAAGGAGGAGGUGGACGUUGGACUUGCAUACCCUGGCUAUGUAACAAUCAGUGGAGAAAGAAUAGUGAAUGAUAAGAAAUGCACAUAUUUCGGGCAAGCUUUAAAAUUGCCAGAGAAUUUAGAUAUGAAAAAGGUAGGUCAAUCUUUCGAGGAUGAAAUGCUCACUCUAACUUUCCCCAAGAGAACAGAAGAAGAAGAAGACGAAAAUGGCAAUCCCAGCACUACGAAAAAGAGUUUACAAGAAGAAGAAGAAGAAGAAGAAGAAAAACAAAAAGAAGUAAUCAAUGAACAAAAUCAAACAACACAUGAACAACAUUGUCAUGCUGAGAGUGAGGAACAGAGCAAGCAGACUGAUGAUGAUAAUAUUGUUAAUGCUACUGACAACGAGAUGAGAAAGAAUGGAGGAAUAUUGGAGAGGGUUAUCAAUUUGCUUAGGAACAACAUUCUUCUAACACUUGCUUUGGCAUUUGCUUUGGGAGUUUUUGCGUCUAAAAGGUUUGAAUCAAAUGGAGAGUAAACCAACAAUUUGAUUUGCAUAUCUGUCUUAUUGUUAUCAAUGAGAUACACACCAGCUUUUAACACCUCUAUUCAUGUAAAUAUUAAAAACA